AUGGACGGCUACCAUGGAGUACAGUUGGCCCGCGAGAGCUUCUUCAGUAUCAACUGGUCAACAGUCUUCGGCAUUUUCUUAUUAAUAUGCAUCGCAACGCGGAUCGUGACGGGACUUCAAAGUCGGAAAUCAGCGUCUCUGAUAGUACCCUUGGCGCCUUACUGGUUCCCGUGGAUUGGACAUGGACCUGCCUUUCUGUGGAAUCAUGUCUCCUUCUUCAAGAGAACUCGGGAAUCCAUGAAUGAGCCGGUCUUUGGCAUCUAUCUCCAGGGAGUGAAGCACAACGUCGUGGCAUCUCCGUCCAUGAUGAAAGAAGUUCUGGCACUUAAGGAUUCUUCCAAUCCUGAGGUGCUAGAUCAAGCUUUGCAAAAUGUCUUUGGUGACCGCAGUCUCAUUCGGAAUUUGAAUCUAGACAGUAAUCAAGGAGUCAAAGACACAGCCUUCACGAUUCUGAACGACGAUUCAUUUGUGGCCGGGGCAUCGUCUGCAAUUUCUCGCUUGGUUCAGCAGAAUAUGCCAAAUUUGGUGAGCUUCUGUCGAAGCGAAGUUGACCAAAAUCCCUGGGAACGUGGAAUCAGUCAGGUUGAACUUCUCGACGGAAAUCAAACAAUCUGUGAAGCCAAUCUCUUCGUCUUAUUGAGCAGUUUCAUCGGCCACAUCGUCUCUACUUCCCUGAUGGGCGAGGCUUUUGUGGAAAACUUCCCUAAUCUAGCAGAGGAUCUGGGUCGACUUGACGAUACCUUUGUGACCUUGUUUGUAGGCACUCCCCGUUGGGCUCCCCACCCAGCAGCUUCAGCUGGUCAUGCGGCGAGUGAUCGACUUCGCCAUAUUAUGUCGGUGUUUCAUCGAGCACUCACUGCUGUGGAUGAUGGAAUUGACCCUGGUAUUGAAUUGCGUGACCUGGAUGAUGUGUCUGACUUGGUCAGAGAGAGGAUGCAGAUGUUCCGCAAGUUGGAGUUAUCUGCCGGGGCCAGCGCCGCAGGACAUUUGUCUCUCUACUAUGAUCUGAUUGAACAUACGACCAAGAUCAGCUUCUGGGCGAUUACCCACAUUUUUGCCGAACCUACGAUUCUCGAGCAAGUUCGCAAAGAAAUAGCGCCUUACGUGAUAGCUUCGCGGGCAACUCGCCAGGAGACAGGGUUCCCAUUCGAUGAACCCCCUCGGCUCUCUGUUGAUAUUGAGCAGGUGCUCACCUCGUGUCCUAUGUUCAAGGCGUGCUACUAUGAAACUGUGCGCCUUCAUUCGGCUGGGAUCUCAUUUAAGAAGCCCACGUCCGACAUUACACUUACGGAGUCGGCUGAGGAAGCUGCCUAUGGUCUGAGAGAGCCCUGUCAAUACCAAAUCCCUCGAGGCGAGCGGAUCAUUGUCCCCCAUGGCGCUUACUAUCACGAUUCGCGGUACUUUUCCAACCCGCAUCAGUUUGAUCCUCUCCGGUUCCUUGUCACCGUCCCCGAGACCGGUGCUCAGCAAGCCGAUCCCAAUAUUCUUGCUCCAUUUGCCGAAGGAUUGUACGGAUCUACCAACAAUGGGUUCACCGAGAGAUCUAUCUUGACAUUCGUUGCCAGUGUUGUGGCCAUGUGGGAGAUUGAGCCUACGAGCGGGAAGUUGCUCACGAUCCCCGGACAUAAGACCAGUUGGGGAGCAUUCCGACCGACCAAAGAUCUGAGAGUGAGGAUGAAGACGAGGGUUUAG
Messenger RNA from Penicillium salamii, 1692 nucleotides. NCBI's taxonomy places the organism in Eukaryota, Fungi, Ascomycota, Eurotiomycetes, Eurotiales, Aspergillaceae. The record is from the annotation of a GenBank genome assembly.